AUGGUAUAUUCUAUGAGCUUCGUGUGUAUCCCGGUGUUGUUGGGCCAGCUCGCAACAAUUGCUGGUUCAUCGCCUCUAGAUGUUCGUGGCACACCCGGCUGGAAUCUCGCUCGUUUUAGAAGCUUGGUUACCUUUGGUGACAGCUAUACUGAUGAGAGCCGGUACAAUUACUUCGCCACUCAUAAUGGCUCUGCUCCGCCUCCCGGUUGGGUUGACCCCCCGAGCAAUGAUACCGCAUCCGGUGGCUACACCUGGGCCCGUUACGUCGCUUUUUCUGCAAAUGUUAGCCUCUACGACUAUGCCGUUAGUGGUGCUGUCUGCUCUAAUGAUCUCACACCUCGUUACGUCAGUGCCAUAAAUGGCGACUACCCCUCGGUUCUUGAGUAUGAAGUGCCGGCUUAUGUUGCAGACAGCAAAGUCGUCGAAGAUGGGGUUCCAUUUCUGCAUAUUCCUCCUUCGGAAACCGUCUAUUCAAUAUGGAUUGGGACAAAUGAUUUGGGUGCGGGCGCCUUUCUCACAGACGCUCAAGUUCCAGGAAAAACUAUCCCAGACUACACCAAUUGUGUGUUCUCGGCAUUAGACAAGGUGUAUGCGAAUGGUGCUCGAUUCUUUGUACUUCAGAAUGUCAUUCCCCUACAGCUUGCUCCACUCUAUGCAACGCCAGAGAGGCACGGAGUCUAUGUCAUCCAAGAAGGGAAUAAUAGCACCAAUGUCACUGAAGUUUCAUACAGGAUGUGGGAAACCGUGAGAAUGGUCAAUGAAAUUUUCAAGUACCAGCUCCCCUUUGAACUUCUCAUUCAGAACAGAUAUCCGGGUGCCAGGUUUGCUCUCAUGGAUAUGUACAGCUUAAUUGCGGAUAUUUACUUCAACCCGGAUGAAUAUCUAGCUUCGCCGGCCAAUGUAACUGGUUAUAUCGAUCAGUGCGAUGCAAAUGGAGACAAUUGUUAUCGCCUGUCGAACCAGGAUUCAUUUCUUUGGUUCAAUUCACUUCACCCAUCCACGAAAACCGAUUCAAUCAUCGCGGAGAAAUUUAUCGAGGUUGUCAACGGAAAUAGCAAGUACGCUACUUACUGGGGCUGA
Talaromyces atroroseus is the source of this 1080-nucleotide messenger RNA. RefSeq lists its product as hypothetical. The transcript has 3 exons. Gene Ontology annotation, molecular function: hydrolase activity, acting on ester bonds. The record is from RefSeq and is a predicted model, not a curated record. Lineage: Eukaryota; Fungi; Ascomycota; Eurotiomycetes; Eurotiales; Trichocomaceae. Bases 1 to 1080 code for a protein of 359 amino acids.